Ctenopharyngodon idella (grass carp) is the source of this 3603-nucleotide messenger RNA. RefSeq lists its product as uncharacterized. NCBI's taxonomy places the organism in Eukaryota, Metazoa, Chordata, Actinopteri, Cypriniformes, Xenocyprididae. The coding region runs from base 791 to 2398 and encodes 535 amino acids. The record is from RefSeq and is a predicted model, not a curated record. The transcript is spliced from 3 exons. Gene Ontology annotation, molecular function: GTP binding.
AGUGCACAGAAAGGCCAUAAGUAAACCAAUAUCCUUCAAAAAGGUCUUGUCAAUAUAGCGGAUAAAUAAAAUAAUGUUAAGUAAAAUGAACUAGUCAAAGUGUACUUGCACUGGAUGUGCUGUUUUCAGCCUCAUCACUGGCUGCAGUCAUGACCUCAUCUCAUAUCUGAAACACCUGUGAUUCAGCAACUACCUGCUAAUGCACUCACAUUCAAGUAAAGUAUCCUUGUUGACAAGUUUGGAUGAGUAAAGGCAAAACAUACAAGAUAUAGUACCUGUAGAUGGCGAAAUCACUUCUUUACAGCAGAAACAAACUGCUGCAGAAAAAGUUAGGUGCCAUGAAAAAUGUAAUGUGUAAUUACAUUACUCAUCACAAAUGUACUGGAGUAAAAAGUACAUUUACUUGUUCAAAAAUGUAGUCAAGUAGAGAGUAAAAGUUGCUAAUAUCUAUACUCAAAUACUCGGUACAACUACAAAAUAGUGAAAAAGAUACUUAAGUGCAGUAACCAAUUACAUUUACUCAAAUACUUUACACCUCUGGGGCCUUUGCAUCUGGCUUAAAAAAAAAAAAAAAAAAAAAAAAAACAGGAAGUGGAAACUGCAUAAGAAAGGCUUUCGAACAGUUCAGUCCAAAUAAGAGAGAAGUAACUCUCCUCAGUGCUUCAUUAUACUGUUCGGCAGGAUGCAACAUUUCUGAUUAAAUUGGACCAAGUCUUCUUGCGGGACAUCAGACUGAAGACUGACAGUGAAGGUCUUCUGUGAGGUUGACACAUUCAGUCCAGUGAUUACCAUGAAUUCCAGAAAGUUGAGUCCUUUACCACGCACAUCCUAUUUGAUUCAUCGUGGCCCACCAAAACGAUUUCGUCUAGCCACAGAAAGAAAUGUGCUUGAUGAUAAUGGAAAAGUCAGAAAAUGGACUUUUGGGAUAAAAGACAAAAGUAAACAAAACAAAAUUGUUCUGCUGGUGGGAGAAACCGGAGCUGGAAAGACGACUCUCAUUAACACCAUGGUCAACUAUUUGCUGGGGGUGAAGUUUGAGGAUGAAAUGUGGUAUGAAAUCACAGAAGAAGAAGCCAGAGACCAAUCAGAAUCACAAACCUCUGAAAUCACCAUGUACGAGUUCUGUCCAUUAAAGAGUCUCAUGUCUCUCACCAUCAUUGAUACUCCAGGCUACGGAGACACUAGAGGACUGGAAAAAGAUCUAGAAGUUGCUGAGAAUUUAUCUGUUCUGUUUCAGAGUAAUGAUGGAGUUCAUGAGAUUGAUGCCAUUUGUUUUGUCAUUCAAGCAUCUAAGAAUCGUCUCUCGGACAGACAGCAUUAUAUUAUCAGUUCAGUUCUGUCUUUGUUUGGGAAAGACAUUGUGAACAACAUUGUGUUUUUAAUAACACACUCUGAUGGUCUGGAACCCAAUAACGUCCUUGGCGCCAUUAAUAUAGCUAAAAUCCCCUGCAGACGAGACCACAAUAACAAGCCAGUUCAUUUCAUAUUUAACAACCGUCAGGCUGAAGCCCACCACAAUGAGAAACGUUACCUUCGUGCUCAAAGAGAUGCUUGGGAAAACAGCAUGGAAGAGAUGAAUCUAUUUCUUCAGUCACUGGAUGAAAAGAACAGGAAGAGUUUAGAGUUGACUUCAAAUGUCCUGAUAGAGCGCAUUCAAUUUGAAGCGUAUAUUUGCAACUUACGGCUGCGAAUUCAAGAGAAAGAAUCAAAGAUGUCUGAAAAAAUUCAGAUCCAGGAGGCAAUAAGACAAAACAAAGAUAAGGUUGACAGACAUGCAAACUUUAGCAUUAGAGUAAAAAAAACAGUCAAAGAGAAGGUUCCCAUUGAAAGCAUGUCAUGGAAGAGCAGGAAUGCGACAACCUGUACUGUCUGUGAGGAAAACUGCCAUGAGCUUGACUGCUGGUGGGCUUCUAAUCCCAGCAAAUGUGAAGUCAUGAAAAAAGGCUACUGCACCGUCUGCACAGGGAAGUGCCAUCACAGCAAACAUGUCAAAGAAAACAAGAAAUAUAUCAUCAGAAACUUGAACAUUGUGAUGCAAUUUGAAGAUUUAAAAAAGAGAUAUGAAAAAGCCCUAGAACAAACCAAGACACAUUUGGUUGUAAUGGAACAUCUUAGCAAAGAUCUGCAGGAGCUUGAGGACCAAAAGUCAACUCUUCUGUUCAAUGCUUACAGGACCAUCAAGCAUCUGUCUCAGAUUGCAUUAAAGCCAGACUCCGCGUUCACUCUUCAUCAUCUCGACUUCUUCAUCCCCAGACUGAAGGAGGCUAGGAAAGUAAACUGGGCCCAAGAGCUGGAGGAAAUGAAGAGAACCGCUGAAGCUGAGGAAGCAAAUAAAGAUGCUCUGAGUUAUCUGAAAGCUGGUCUGACAAAACUGGAACGUGUUUUUAGUGGGCAGUGAACAAAUGCAGAGAGGACAAGAAAUCAAUGAGAAUGAUCUGUAAAUAAUAAUAAUAAUAAAGAAAAUAAAAUAUAGUAUCAAGCUGGUACUAAAUGGUAGUUUUGACAGAAAAUAUUGCAUCCAUGAACAUUGUGUUUACACUUGUGUUAAUCCUGAUUGAACUCUUUUAUGUUUUAUCUCAAUUGUUGGAGUCUUUCAUUUUUUUUUUUUUUUAUACUUUUGCCUGUAUUGUUAUUUCCUUCAGAUUUGUCUGUCUUGAUGUCAAUAUCAAUUUUUUUUAUUAAAUAAAAUAACUAAAAUAAAUACAAGAAUAUAUUACAUUCAUAAAUGUUGUAUUUUGUUGACCGAGCUAGAAAACCUCAUUAUCUUCAAAUAAGUGACAAAUAAUUAGGGAAAGGAUGCAAAAAAGAAAAACAUGUAUAGGCAUAUUUGAACCUUUCAUAUGAAAAAUAGAAUUUGUCCAUUUAAAUGAGUGCACACCAUCUUUAUCAAGUUUUUUUUUUUUUUUUUUUUUUGUCUCUAUCUUGUGCAUGUAGCAAAUUAGCUUAAAUAUGAAUAAUUAAUCAGAACUUGUUAUAAAUAAUUAUAAAUAUUUGGACCAGCUGAUAGAAUUAACUUGAUGUAGCUGAAUUAAUAUAACAAUCAAUUAAUCUGUUUGUCCAGCGAACACUCAGUAUUGAUUAUCUAUCAACUCUCAGAAAGGAUAUUUUCUGUGGCCGCAGCAAAAUAACCCUUUCUUAGCAUGUAGCUGUGUUUGCAUCGUUAAAUUGACGUUGAUUUACAAGCAGGGACCAGAAUCAAAACUCACAUGAAUGUCCACAAAAGUUUUAUUCAAAUAAACAUAAGUAAUCUAAACAAACACAUAUACACAAUUAUGCAUACAUGGGUAAAAAGAGAAAAACUGGAAAAGAACAGGGGAAUCAAGAGUAAUUUAACCACCUGGAAGAACCAUCAGUCCUUACUACAAAGCUUCUUUGUUAACAAAGGGGUUCACAACUUUAACUAACUAAUCAGUGAUUUAGAAUAUCGUAUGAUACUUGCAUUUACCUUAUCUGUUUAACCCUUUAGAACCUAAAGCUAAAAUAGCCCGUUUUCACAUAUUAUGUUUUUUUUUAUUAUAAAAUUCUCACACAAUGUGCUAUCUUCAAGUGCAGUGUCAUUUUUUUUUUUUUUUUUUUUUUCCAGAAAACAAAUGGCUUUCAAUA